Messenger RNA from Mesocestoides corti, 7107 nucleotides. Lineage: Eukaryota; Metazoa; Platyhelminthes; Cestoda; Cyclophyllidea; Mesocestoididae. The record is from the annotation of a GenBank genome assembly.
GUUGUGUGGAUCGAGCCGGGUACCAAUGUCUUCCUAAUGCAAGCCGUCUUGUACAACCGUGGUACGUCUGAUGCGGAAGUGAAGUAUGACCCGGAGAAGGUGGAUUUCGCAAUCAGUUUGCAAUUGGGCAAGGUCCACGUAAUCUUCCUGUAUUGGUUCCUACGAAGAGUCCUUGGUUUCAUGGAGGCCUUCCAAUCAGCAACAGACUACGCUGUGGCGAAGGCAUCGGAAGUAACCGAUGCAGCAAAGACGCAGGUCCAGCAGGUGGUGAAUCAGGCGACGUCACCGAGAAUAGCUCUAGCGAUAAACAUUGAAGCUCCAGUGAUCUACAUGCCGCAGAACUCGAAGUCUCGGAGCGCUCUGGUCUUCGAUCUAGGUCAUAUUUCGGUUAAAAACCAGUUUGAAGUUGUGCCCAAGCCAAUUUCGAAGACGGAAGACUCUGAUGAUGUGCUAAUGAUGGAUCACAUGAGUGUUACCCUGGAAGAUUUACGAAUGUCGGCAGCUCUUCUAGUCGAUGGGGGGAUAGCGGUUGACAGAAAUGUGAUCCAGCCAAUUAACCUGAGUCUCCACAUGAGCCGAAAGGUCUUCCCCUCCAAAGACGACGGAGUUCCUCUCUUUGUCGUUUCAGGAGCUCUCGAAUCAGUCAGGCUUUCCAUGACGUUCGGCGACUACAAAUUAGUCAACGAGGUUUUUGUCGACAACUUUGAGGAAGCAGACAACUUGUUGGGCCCAACUUUGCAGUCCAACACUGUCGAUUCAGAAAAUGCGGGUCUUCCUGUGAAUGUUUACGAGGAAAACACCAAAAAGGCCAGCAACGCGACCCAAGAAGCCUUGCCCCAUGCCACCGACAAAAAUGCCACGUGGAAUUUUGUUUUAAAGCGACUGGAGGUCGAACUAUUUUCAGGCACAAAUGACACGAAAAACUGGAAUGAAGAAAUCCACGCAAGUCGACGUUUGGGUGUCUUCACGUGUACUGAACUGCACCUCGAAGGUGACGUUCUGGCCGACAACUCGUCAAACGUCACAGCGCGUUUGAAAGACGUCUCUCUGACCGACACUCGACCGCACUCGACCAACCACAUUGUCAAUUUUCACGCUACUCAAUUUGUUACCGUUGUUAUGGCUUUUAAGUGUUUUCUGACACAUCACAUUAACCCAAUUUUCAGUAUUCUCAGCCAGGCAGGCGAUUCACAAAAUGGCGCGUCGAAUUUCAUCGAAGUCUUCUACCAUUCGGAUACACAGUCAAAUCAGACUCUCGAUGUGAACGUUUGUAGUAUAAUGGUGUGUGCUUCGCUGGACUACUUCAUGAUACUGUCGAAAUUCUUCAUUGAUGGGGCACCUCAAAGCAAGACUCCUAGUACGAAACCCGUUCCACCACCCUCUCGGAAAUCUUUGACUGCAAAGGCAACGCGUACUGUGUCCACGCACACUCCGCCAUCUCCGAAGAUUGGAACUCUUGCCAUUAAGACCAACAUAGACGAUCCUGAGAUUAUUCUGCCGGAAGACAUGUCAAAUCCAAAUUGCAACGCCAUCCUCAUAACGACAAGCCUAGACUUCAGCUACACAAUGCUUCAGGAAGAAACAGUGAUGAAUGCCAGCAUUGGCAAAUUCAGGGUUCUUGCCUGUCCAUUUCAACGCGAAAAGAGAGAGAAUAACAGUAUGGAGCUCAUCCCGGCAACUUCCGUUUUCUUCUACGCUCGGCAAUCUAUCUCCUCUGCACUGCACGGCACAAUUAACAUGGAUUCGCUCAUUAUCAACGUCAAUGCUUCCGUUAUCCGCUCAAUUUCGAAAAUAGUUAAUCAACUAAGUGAAGAGACAUUUGCUACCUCACUGAAUACGCCGUCUGCUGCUCUUCCACGUCAUACUUCCGAACAGGGUGCCGACCUCGCAGGGGACUUUUGGGCAGCCAAGCCAAUUAAAGCCACUGACAUCCCCAUUCCCCAGGGACAGUUGGCUUAUGCAGACCCCGCAACUGAGGCUGAAAGUUGCGAUGUUGCCAAUCUCCUUUUGGAAGUGGACGAACGAUGUCAAGAAAAGAUACUCGUUUCUAUUAAGUAUGUUUGUCUCUCAAUGGAGUCGCAGAUCGGCCGCAAGCAAGUUCCAAUGCUACUCAUGGAAGCCAACAUUGAGGGCGAAAUAAAGUCGCCUUCCACUUCUUUGGAAGUGAGUUUGAACUUUGAGCUAACCGUUUCCUACUACAACGAUCAUGUUAACGAGUGGGAACAACUGCUGGAGACCCUUCCGGAAGAUGGUAAUCGUCUGUGGUCCAUGCAGUUGGAGUAUACCUCGGGCGAACAAGAAGAUCCGCACUCUAAAAAGGACCGCCAGACGAUGUCAAAUGUGAAGAAUUCUGGCUACACGCUCUCUCUCCUCUCUCAGGACAAUCUUGAAAUUACUAUCUCCAAAACCGCUCUUGACGUCCUGAGCAAACUCGGCAAGGUCAGUUCCUUUAUGUACACUCCUUCCCAAUCUCCCGUUUUGCCAUAUUCCUUUGAGGAUGCUUACGUUUCACCGACGACAACAGUGGCUGCCAGAGAAACGGUUGCAAUCAACGCGCCCUACCUGCUGCGCAACCAGACAGGUCUCCGGCUGGUGGUGCUGGUCGACGGGCAACGCCUGCGGACUACGGAGGAUUCCCCUGCAGACAAGUCAGGCUCUUCACACAACCUCACCGCCGCCAAGCAAAGGGUUGGUCUCGUCGGGCAUAUUCUCAAUUCAGGGGAUAACCUUGGCUUGUAUGAUGCACUAAUGAACAAAGCGCCAACUGUUCAGAAUCUCAGGUCGUCACCCAUUUCUCCACCUCGCUCCAUCAACCUCGGUCUUUCCCCGGAACCUAUUAGCACGGCUGCUGAUUGGGGUUCUGUGGUCUCUCAGACAGCCGCUAUCAAAAUCCAUCGUACGGCCAACUACAUUGUUUCGGUUGCCUCUAUUAAAGACGUCGAAAAGUGCCUACCCAUUGUCGCCAAUAUUACCGCCUUUUUGGGCCAGAAAACUCUUUACCUACAGUCGACACUCCAGGUACGGGCUAAUCUGGUGUCGUCUCAAAUGGUUUUUCUCGUGAAUGAGGCUCCUCAUGCCAUCAGAAUCUACUCGUUCCAUUCUAGUGACGGCAAGGUCACUCAAGACCUUUUGACUGUUGUUGCUGGUGGUACCACGUACCCCUUACCUGUGGAAGUUGUUACCGCGCAUGAAGUCACUGGAAUCCUGAUGUGCCCCGAUCUAGACGAAGCCUCACCUUCUACCGACGUUGUCUACUGGCCCUCGAAAGCGUGCCCUCAGACUGCGAGAAGGUCAGAUCGUGGAGAGACUUGCAUCUACUUGCUCCCCCGUUCUGACUCCACAGGGGUGGGCGAAUGGCCGGUGCAAAACGUGGCCUGCCCUGUUCCGUUGAAGGCGGGCGCGGGCACUGACCUCAUAGUCUACAAUUACACUGUCACCAUAGAACCACGCUUUUCUGACGCCGAGGAGGAGCGCCCAAUAUUCGUCCAGCCGCCUUCCGCAGCGGCUCUCGAACCAAGUGCCUACAAUAUGGUCAUCCGUACACCCGCCUCUCUCCACAACCACCUGCCCGUGCCCAUCAAUCUUGAUGCCAACGUAAGUCCACUAUUUCAGAGGGCUAACAAUUGGGGUGAAUUUGACUUGGUAAUGUGGCUGAAGAACUCGUGGAGAGUUUUGAUCGGCGGCAUCAGGCAAAAUGGGCGGUUGUGCUUGGUUGUAGUCAUGCCUCCGAACGGUGAUAAUGUGGAAACAAUUGCUUCCGAUGAGGCACAAGCAUUCGCGUCGUCUGCAUCGGCACAGGAAAUUCGGUCGGAAGUUGAAGCUGGCCACACUUCCGUUCUGUACACCGUGAAUCCCACUGAGUUUUCAUUCAGCAUCUACUUCACGUAUGAUAAGAAGGACUACUUCGGUCGCAUUGUUUUCAACUCCAAGACUGAAGAAAUUUCACUUCUCCAAUGUGAAACUCACGAUGGCUACGACAUCUCCUUUCUUAAUCUGGGCCUGCGUUGUCUGCGUCGCCUGGGUCAUGUGGAUUUGACCGUAUACUCUUCCUAUUGGAUGGUUAACAAAACUGGCCUUUCUCUUUCAUACAAGGAUCAGACCGAAUUCGAAGUGCAUCACCCUGCCAAUUUCCCUGGCGUUCUGCUCUACUCGGUGGUAUCCAAGGCAAUGUUUCUUCAGCACAAGUCCUCUAGUCAACUUCAACUGCAUUCCCUCAGUGAUUCUGAUCCAGAAAAGGGUGAUAGCAACACAUCCGCCUCGGCGACACCCCAGCAUCAUUGGCACAGGCCUUUCAAAGCCAGACAUCGUGGACUCCAUCUGGCUCGUAAAGUCAAGAUCGUCAUGCGGACUGACGACUCACUCUGGUCCCCGAAAUUCUCACUGGACACUGUCGGAAGUUGGGACCGGGUGCACUGCGAGGGAACUCUUGGGAGGUCUUACGAGAUUGGUGUCAAGAUCAAUCUCUCUGCUUCUGGUCUCACGAAAAUCAUCACCUUUAUGCCUUACUUCAUGAUUGUAAACAAAUCACCGGUAAGGCCAAUAACGAUCGAGUGUGCUCAAGUUCGGGAUACCACUCAAAACAUCACCGACUCCUGGAUCUCCGUAGAGGCGGGUGACGUGAAGCCUUUUUGGCCGGCCACUGGUGACACCCAAAAGAUGCUUAUGACCUGUCGUUUGGACAAAAACACAACCUCCAAUCACUUCCCUCUCUACGAGUCCAUCACUAUCCUUCUGAAGUUGCCUAAUCCUGUAGGAAGUUACAUACCAGUGUUCUUUAGUUUGUUCAAGACCUAUAUUGGUUUAUACGCUGACGUGCAGACGACAAAUGAGGCAACAGUUAUCAAUCUUCAGCUUUACAAAGAGGGAAUGGCAUUAGUUCAUAUCAUCAACGAUUUGGAUGGUCAACGGGAUGUUUUCUUCUAUCAGAAGCAAGACAGUUACGAGGUAUUUGUGUUCGAAAAUACCAACAUUCAUGUGGUGUCAUUCCUCUCUAAGUUGCAAAGGACUCUUCUGUUAACAACUGAUCCUAUGUUAGCGAAUCUAACGGCCAAGUUCGGAGAACUGGAGUCGGUGACCGACAGCAUAUCCUUGGUUCUGCAGUCUAUUGGCAUUUCUAUGGUGGCCAAUCAGCUUUGCCAGGAAAUUUGCUACAUCUCGAUUCGCAGUUCCGAUGUGUUAUGGAAUAAGAUGAAGCGCGGCAACCAAAUGAAGCCGUUGAAACCGGACGUGAGCGAAGCCCUCGAGUCCCUCUACACGUCUUUUCUGAAUAAACUUCAGCUAGGGGAGGAGUUUCCCAAGCGCAUAACCCUUCCACAGUCGAUCCGACCCACGACCACCGUGGACAUGAAUCAGAUGGUCAUGCUGGAGCCCGAGAACUGCGCUCUGCAACGCACCUUCGAGCCGGGCAUUCAAAUCCAGUAUCGUGCCUCGCUUAACCAGAUGCAAAUCCACGCCAAAAUCUUUCGCCUGCAGGUCGAUUCGCAGCGUCUUGAUUCCACCUUCCCAGUCGUGUUUGCACCUUUUCCACAGUCCGCGUCGGUUGUUGUUGAAUCUGGUAAUUUUUGCAUUCGACGCCCGAAGUCACUGGUUGAGAUCUUCGCCGUCAUCUGUAAGACCACGGACAAAGAGGUGUAUAGAUUCAAACGCUUGGAGUGUUUGAUUCAGGAGAUGCAGUUCAAACUGGACCAGGGCUUCCUCAACGACAUGAUCGACUUCUGUUCUGGAAGCGUCACCGUCCAGGAUGAGCUGGAAGGUUUUCUUUCUGAUCAGAAGUUGACGCGUGGCGAACUUGUUGAUGCUCCCGUGGUGAAAGACGUGCUGUAUAGCGGCAAAGAGUCAAUCAUCGACUAUAUGCACAUUUCGCCGAUUAAGAUGCAUGUCAGUUUCUCGUUGGUUGGAGGUUCUCAAGAAGGUCAGCCCAGCGCACUCCAUAGCGAUGUCGUCAAACUCUUCCUCCAGUCUCUCGGAGUUGCCCUAACAGAUGUGCAGGAUGUCGUCUUCAAAUUAGGCUACUUCGAGCGCAGGGGCCGGAUAAUGUCCUUCUCCAAAAUCCUAGCUGAGAUGGCUCGCUACUACACUGGUCAGGCAAUAAAGCAAACCUACGUACUCAUUCUCGGCUUGGACGUGAUCGGGAAUCCCUUCGGUGUUAUUCGAGGCAUGGCACAGGGCGUUGAAGACCUCUUUUAUGAGCCAGUCAAGGGUGCUGUUAUUGGUACAGAGGAAUUCGCGGAGGGUGUUGCGUUGGGUGUUAAAAGCCUAUUCGGACAUACUGUUGGCGGAGCGGCUGGUGCGAUGUCACGCAUCACGGGCACCCUGGGCAAGGGCGUGGCGGCGCUCACCCUCGACGACGACUACAAGCGUCGACGACGCGAGGAGAUGACUCGGGCGCCUGAAAACUUCGGUGUUGGCAUGGCCCGAGGCGGCAAAGGCCUGGUUAUGGGUGUUGUCGGUGGAGUUACGGGCAUCAUCACACAGCCGAUGGCUGGAGCUAAAAAGGAUGGUGUGGAAGGCUUCUUCAGGGGUCUGGGCAAGGGUCUCAUUGGCACCGUGACCCGGCCCAUUUCUGGAGUUGUCGACUUCGCCAGUAGCUCUCUCGAGGGCAUCAGGCGAGUCACCUCCACUUCAAAAGAUGUUCUUCCUGUCCGACCCUCCCGAUUCAUCGGUCUUGAUGGAGUCAUUCGUCCAUACGACCGCAACGAAGCCGAAGGGAACGUCCUUCUUAAUCAAUUUCGUGACAAAUCCACCUCGGAAGAAUAUGUCUACCACGUACCAAUAAGACGGCCUAAAGGUGUCUGCCUGUUGACUACUGAACGAAUUUUGGUAAUAACAAUGAAUGAGAUGUUGGGCAGUUGCACCCUCGACUGGGAUGUCCCACUCUCACUUCUGAAUGGCGUGCCACAACAGUAUGAUGGUGGUCUGGAAAUUAGGCUAAGCAAGGUUUCGAAGACGAAGCUAUUCGCCAGUACGUCUAACACAAAGCAGAUUGAGUGCUCCGUGGAUCACGCCCGGGUACGUUGCUCAUGGUCUCAUCCCAUGCACCGGCGUUUGUUACCGCGCUUGCCAUCAAGGCCAGAACUUAGACUAAUUGUUGGCAUUAUCGACCCCUAA